Messenger RNA from Haliotis rufescens (red abalone), 2840 nucleotides. RefSeq lists its product as uncharacterized. The record is from RefSeq and is a predicted model, not a curated record. Bases 478 to 1158 code for a protein of 226 amino acids. The transcript has 3 exons. Lineage: Eukaryota; Metazoa; Mollusca; Gastropoda; Lepetellida; Haliotidae.
UCAUCUUGGACGUCAGAGACAAAGUGGUAAUAACAGAUAUAUCACAACGAUUGUUGCUUCAUAUUGGACGUCAGAGACACAGUGGUGAUAACAGAUAUAUCACAACGAUUGUUGCUUCAUCUUGGACGUCAGAGACACAGUUAGGAUAACAGAUAUAUCACAACGAUUGUUGCUUCAUAUUGGACGUCAGAGACACAGUGGUAGUAACAGAUAUAUCACACAAAGUGUUGCUUAAUCGUGGGCGUCAGAGGGACAGCGCUAAUAACAGAUAUAUCCCACAAAUUGUGGCUUCAUCUUGGACGUCAGAGACAAAGUGGUAAUAACAGAUAUAUCACAACGUUUGUCGCUUCAUCUUGGAUGUCAGAGACACAGUGGUAAUAACAGAUAUAUCACAGAUAUUAUUGCUUCAUCUUGGACGUCAGAGACACCGUACACAACAGACAGAUAUCACACACAUGAGACACACCACUAAGGACGAUGGCGGUGUUACUUCUCCCCCUUUUCAUGACGGCUGUAUUUGCUGGCAAUACUUGUUACUGGCAUAUUUUUCAACGGUUUAUCACACAGGACGACCUGGCAGCCAAUGAGGUCGCAUCCGACGUAUUCUCAACUCAACAUCUGACAUCCUGUGCUAAACGUUGUGCCGAGGAUGAGAAGUGUGUUGCUUUGACUUAUCAUGGGGACCAGUGUUCCAUCUACAGAUCAUCUUUGUCGUCAUCUGGCAUCCCAGGAUCCAGAUCCUACAUCAAGCAAGGAGCUCUCCCGAAUGCAGACCCGUGCCCCGUGUCUCAAGGCUACACAUCGGUCCUCUACCCACGCUUCUGUUUCAAGCUGUACAACACCAACCCUUGGAAGAACUGGGCAGACAGCCAGGCCCGAUGUCAGAGGGAAAACGGACGUCUGAUCAUCUUGAACACGACAGAGAAACACGACUACAUCACUGCGUUCAUGACGAAGGCAUCUUCUACGAAUGGGGCAUUGAUUGGACUGCAGGUGACCAGUUUAACCGACUUUGCCUGGACGGACGGAUCAACCUUUCUCCGGGCAGGAUCAAACGGAUAUGGUGGCUUUAGCAGUGGAUGUGCAUUCCUGGUUGAAGAGAGAGUAAAAACCACCUCUUGCUCAACUACAGGAUGGUCCUUGUGUGAGUUAGUCUGACGCUUGAUCAAAAGGGGAGACAGAAACAUCUUUGCUUUGGAUUUAAUAAACUACACCGUCACAUUGAUUCCCUUUAUGGCCUGUAUACUCGAAUAUCCUUGGUAGUAUUUUCUAUUUUAUUAUUAUAACUUCGUGUUGAGCCUAUCCACAUUGCACGAGGGGCGCUAGGGUAGCCUGGUGGUUAAAGCGUUCGCUCGUCAAGCAGAAGACCCGAGUUCGAUUCCCCCCAUGGUUAUAAUGUGUUAAACCCAUUUCUAGUGUCCCCAACAGUGAUGUUGCCGGAUUAUUGCUAAAAGCGUGGUACAACCAUACUCACUCACUCCCAUGAGUUGACAUUUUGUCUGUGAAAUAUUGAUAAGAGAAACUCACUAAUUAUUUAGCUACAUUAAUAACAAUGUUAUUAGCAUCCAAGUUAACUAACACCACCAGUCUGGAUACAUACUCACAGCCUAUGCAGUAUAUCUUUGAAACAAAAGUCUGUACGCCCUUAGCUACGUUAAUAACGGUUAUAAACACUCCCUGUUUGAGUGGAUAGUGCCCACGUCAGUACAACUUUGAAACAAACAAACUAUACCUCGAUUUUCCCUAACGACAUCAGUUUUACGUCAGUUUUUCUAACAUCACUUUUUAGCAAACACGUCCAACAUAAAGUACAAAUUUCUAUUCCUCAAGCUACCUUAAUAACACAGUCAGUAGCACUUUCCGUUAAAUGAGCUGCCUAGAGAUCAUGUAUAAAAACUGCUAAAUUUCGAUCGUAACUGCAUAAAAUAUUGUGUUUACAUAUUGCUGUGGUGAUGCCUACGUACCAUCGAGUGACCUUCACUUUCAUCGUCAUCCGGCCACAUAAUCACAGUUGUUGAGUGGGCUACUUUGAGUUCAUUAAUUCCCUAGCAAAACUGUGGGCGUGACAGACAAGUUCAAUAAAUUCCAUUUAUCAAAUAUCAAGUUACAGUGUACACAAACUGUUAUGUCAAGUUAUAUUUUUACGAGCUUAUAGUGACAUUGAUCGCAUCCUAUCAUACGUCAGAAUAAUUCCCUAGGCGUGUAUAGGAGGUAUAAGAGGUAUGAAGUGUCCGGCAUCAGUCAUACGCACGAGGUUGCGAAAACCAAUUGCGGAGGCGAAGCUCAAAUUCGAGCAAACGUUAAGGAGCCGGUCUGGCAAAUCGUCACGUUAAUAUUUAGAUAUAUCUUUACGAAAACAUGUAAUAUUUAACUGAUGCACUUUAGGUUAUAUAUAACCUGUGAUAUCGAGCACUGUCCAUUGAGCCAUUGUCCCACAGAACUAUAUUAUCCACGUCUUUGAAAGGCAUUUAGAAGUGAUACACAUGAGGAGGAGAAUGUAUUGAUGUUAAGUUUUUAAUGAGGAACACAACGUUUCGGAGUAUAUACUUACUCCUUCACCAUUCACGUGUUCCUCAUAAUAAAGAAACUGACCAUCCAUACUAAAUUCGCCUCCUCAUGUUACCCGACCCGUGAAGGUCCGGGGUAGAAUAGGUCUUCAGCAAGAAUUAAACUGACCGCCUCCGUGGUCUAGUGGUGAUACGAGUAACAUAGACUUAACCCUUUAGUAGAGAUGUGAUUUAUUGGCCCACCACGUCUUCUUCACAGAACCGCCUCCGUUGUCUAGUGGUAGAGCGUCCGCCCGGAGAGCGGAAGGUCCGGAGUUCGAUACCCGGCCGCGU